AUGGCGCUCCUUCCCAUGCAUCCACCCACUGACCCCCCGGCCCUUCUCUAUCCCCUCGCAGACCGUGCACUGCUGCAGGGCGCCCCGGACGCGGUGGAACUUCGAGAACUGACGCCCUGGGCCGGGCGGUCCCCUGGUCCGCGCCGUCGGGCGGGGCCCCGGCGGCGACGCGCGCGUGCGCGGUCGGGGACACGGCCGUGCGGGCUGCGCGAGCUCGAGGUCCGCGUGAGCGAGCUGGGCCUGGGCUACGCGUCCGAAGAGACAGUGCUGUUCCGCUACUGCGCAGGCGCGUGCGAGGCGGCCGCGCGCGUCUACGACCUGGGGCUGCGGCGCCUGCGCCAGCGGCGGCGAGUGCGGCGCGAGCGUGUGCGCGCUCAGCCCUGCUGCCGCCCGACGGCCUACGAGGACGAAGUGUCCUUUUUGGACACGCACAGUCGCUACCACACGGUCCACGAGCUGUCGGCGCGCGAGUGCGCCUGCGUGUGACCCUA
Messenger RNA from Odocoileus virginianus texanus, 491 nucleotides. The record is from RefSeq and is a predicted model, not a curated record. Lineage: Eukaryota; Metazoa; Chordata; Mammalia; Artiodactyla; Cervidae.